UGAAGAAAUGGACAAUGAAUCACUCGCAUGCAUCUUCUUCUUCGUCUUCGUCGACGGCGAUGAGGGCUAGAGCCUCUUCGUCUGCCUCCCUGGGGGUCUCACUGCAUCACAUUCUUGAGGUUCGCGGCGGACCUUUGAAUGAAAUUGAAUGCUGGUCACUCUUGGGACAAACAGGUCAUGCUCUGCAAGAUCGCCUCUUGAGCAUCAAUGGCAGGAGACAGACGGAGCCAAAGCAAAACGGCCGGCGAAGGCUGGAGUAUCCAAACCAAAUGCAGCAGAGUGCCUCAUUGGCUAAUCUCCACUCGGCAUCUCCCUGGCAUCUCUCAGGCACUUCUCCUCACCUUCUCGUGAUUACUCCUCAAAGACUAUUGUGCAGUGUGUCCGGCAAAGUGGUCGUGGACUCGUUCGAUCAAAAUCAAUGUCAGAACCUCCUCGAGAGGGAAAAUAAUGAAGUCCAAUUGGAAGCUGCUUACCGACAUCCUCUCCUCAAGAACCAUCCGGGCACCUCCAUCACCUCAACCCCCACGGACUUCGUGGAGCGAGAUUUGGAGGCAUUCGGCGUGUACUCCCUGGCCCGAACCAUUCAAUUUGGCUUGAGCUACAACACGCAACAGCCAUCACCAAAGAGCAACAAUCAUAGCAAUUUCAUGUCAGACCAGAAGGGCUCACUGGAGCUUCGUGAACUCUUGCAGGGGAUGCAGAGGCCGAAUCCCAGUCAGAGUAUCUCCUUGUUGGAGCUCCUGCAGAGAGUCUCUGACCAUUGGCAAACGAUUGUGGGCUCGUCACCUAUUUCCCGCUUUAUAUCCCAGCUGUAUCGCCUCACCGCAACCCAAUCCCAUGCCAAGUCAAACACUUUCAUGCCCUAUUCAAGCUCUUGCUCGGCCAUAGCGCUCACCAACCAUGACGAGCGUACCAAUGCCAUACUAAAUCAAUGCCUGAUUGACCCUGUGGCCACGGCAGCCGCACCUCCCAUGAUUGAAGUGGAAUUUUCUCGCCUCGACACGUCUUCCUCGUCGUCUUGUGAGUCAUCGCCAUCUUCGCCUGUCCCUCCCACUUCGUCACAGUCCUCGGAGCUGCAGAACCACCCCUUGGCCUCACCUUUAACCACGUCGUUGCCCAAUUUGAACAAUAACCAUAAAGAAGGAAAAAUUGAAGCGCAAAUGUCAGGUGAACAGGGAGGGAGCCGUCAGAAUAUUCAUCGGCCAUCGAUACAUCACCUUGGCCAGGACAACUCAGAAGAAAGGAGGUGGACCAGGGAGAGACGCCUGGGAGCUUCCACCACAUACCUCCACAACUCGACCAGUCGCCCAUAUCAGCCUUCUCACAGAGGAGGCAACCCAAGCUCAUCGUCCAGGAGCUCUCUGGUGUCGCGAACUACCUCCAAUGGGGCGCUCGAUUAUGAGAAUAUUAACAUGGAAGCAAAUCUCAAUCGGGAGAAAAGUCACUCCACAACUCAUGAUACGCUCGUAUUGAACCUUCCUGUCACGCCAAGUGCUCAACCAAAGAGGGGAAGAGGACCAGCCACCCUCAUCACAACCACCUCCAAACGGGCGGCAGCAGGAGCAACAACAACAACGGCUUCCUCUACCAUUCACAAGCACCACCAUCAGCCAAACCAACCCUUGAAUGGGGACCCAGGUGAGCUGGCUGGCUUGAGCAAUAAAAGCUGCAAUGCUACCACCACCCCACUCAAUCGCAGAAGAGUUCAACGAAAUCCUUCGCGGCUCUACAGAGUAGUGAGACCCUUGGCCGAGAUUACACCUACUCCAAGUCCGGCGACCAAACGUUGCAUUGGUCCUGAAUUUGUGGUCAUGUCAGACAAUGACCCAAUUGUCAUUGACUUGGCCUCACACUCGUCAUCUCGGAAGGAUUCACUAACCAAACAGGUCUCUGUUGUGCUUCUGAAUGGACAACGUGUCACCGUGUACUGCAGCCCGUUGUUGAUGACGAUUGGCGAGCUGCUCGAUCAGAUCCUCAGCUACCAGGAUAUGAAGGAAACGUGUUACUACGGCUUGGCCCUUCAAGUGGAUCGUGAGUUUUGGAUUCUUGCCUCGGACACCAAGUUGAGUAAAGUGGCUCCAAGCACUUGGAAGGAUUCUCGCUUCACUGGAUGCUCUCCGUUCACGCUUCAUCUUCGAUUCAAGUAUUUGCCGGAUUCCAUGGACUCGUUCAAGGACCCGAACAACAUGCAUCAGUUCUACCUUCAACUCCGCUCCGACGUGAUCGAUGGUCUGUAUCAGAUGUCCCAGGCUCAACACAUCGGGUUGGCUGGAAUGGCCCUUCAGACUGAAUUCGGUGACUUCUCGGAAGACAUCCAUGGAGAUGGAUACUACUUUAUCUUGGACCACUAUUUGCCGCGUCAUGUCAUCAGGCAAUUAGGUGAGGAUGAAGCGCGUCAAAGCGUGAGCAGAUUACAUAGAGCACAUCUUGGGCAGAGCCAGAGCAAGACUGAAUUGAAAUAUUGUAAGGAAAUCCAGCGGCUCGAUAAUUUCGGCUUCCACACGUUCUCCGUUCAGGAGACGAAGAAGACUUCGUCCACUUUGAACCUGUCGAGUAGUUCUGCUUCAUCAACGAGUCACCAUCAACUUCAUCCCCAUCAGUCAUGUGGCAAAAUUGGUGCCCGACAUAUUGGAGUUCAUUUGCAAGGAAUGUUCCUUUUCGAGACUUCCAAAGAUCCCGCUGUCUCGCACAAGAUCAUCGGUUCGUUCUCUUGGCAUCAAAUCAGUCGGAUCCAGUACGACAAGAGUCGCUUCCAGCUCUCCGUCCAGGAUAGCGAAGAUAAGGAGAAGACCUUCAAAUUGAAGUUCUACGUGGCAGAACUCAAAGCCAAGGUGAUGUUUGAUCUGUCGUCAGCUCAUCAUCAAUUCUAUAUCCAGCAGCGCUGGAAUUCAGCCAAGAACCUGGCCAACGGAGGAGGGGCAGGGGGAGGAAUGGGAUCAGGAGUUGGCAUGGAGGACUCAAGUCAGAGGAAAAGGGGUAACAACAAUGGGAGUGAUCAAGUCGAAUAUCGAGAGCCCAAGGAGAAGACCAUCCGAAGCUUGAAGAAUCGUCUCCUCCCCAAACGACAGAUAAGCCAAAGAAAAAUCUACACCAAGAACUCGUCGUUACGCUCCUCGACACCUUCAGUGUCUAGUGGUCAUUCAUCCACCUCCGUGAGUAGCAGGACCAACUCCAGACGAAGCUCAACGGGUUCUGCGACAACGGGUGCAAAAUUAAUGGUCAAACGUCUCACUCACUACACCUCGAUGGCCAACACCAAGGAUCACAAGAAAGACUCUUUUGUCGCGGAGACAGCAGGUUGCUCUCCAAAUAAAAUGGAGGAAGACAGUCAGCUAAAUACCAGUAACAAGGAGAAUCAGACGCCCAACUCCAGGCAUCAGAGCUACCGAUACAAGGUCUACUUGGAACCCGAGGAAGAUGACAACCCUCAGGGAGCACAUAACCAAGUGGAUAGUUCACGUCAACCGCUCCAGGAGAAGCCCAUCUCACAACUUCAAAGUCAGCCCACCUCACCCUCCCCUCCUCCACUGCCAAGGAGGACUCGAGCAUCCACAAUUAUGGCAGCUCGUCGUCGAAUCCCCUCCAUUGCCACGUCAACCAAUGCCAACAACCAGCACCGACGCCGAUCGGAGACCCAGGUUCGAACCCCCGCCACGACCAAGACACCCAUCAUGACCGGCUCUCGGAGGCAAACCCGGAAGAGCAUGGGCGGAGCGGGAGGUGUGCCCAAUAGUGCAAAUAGCAACAGUGUCAGAAUGGGAACUCGAAUCUCGGCCUCAGCAUUGCAUCGGGAACGCUUACGAUUGGCCAGCGAAAUGGGCACCCCGUUGCCCCCUGCUCCGAAAAAACGCUCCCUGGACCUGGAUUAUGACACCAUGGAGGUCAAAUCCCUCCUCCUCCCGCCCAAACCACCCAGUCUGAGCUCGAUUGGCUCGAUUGCUUCGAGUAUGGGCAUUCAAACCGUGAUCGAAAACCGAGCGUUGCCCUAUGAUAUGAAUCACGAGGAGAGUCUCACGGAUUCUCUGAUCGAACGUUUUGAUAAUAUGGAAUCUGAGGAUAGCGAACCCGAACGACAAAUCGUGAUGGUGACCCUGACUAAAGAUCCUCAAGGCAAAUUGGGCCUCAAGAUCACUGGCACUCCCAGUGGUAUCUACAUUGAUCGGAUCGACGUAGAUGUAGCCAAAAUACAAGGGCACCUGAAGAUUGGUGACCGAAUCGUGGCCAUCAACGGUCGAUCUUUGGAGAAUGUCCCAUACUCAGGAGCACUUCAGCUCAUCAAAAACUCGAUGGACGAUAUUCAAUUUCUGGUCUCCCAAAUCAAGGGUUAAAUGCGUUGAAUGGCUCCGAUCGCUCGCCCUGUUGAACUUCAUAGAGCAACACCUCCUACCCCUAUUAGUCAAAAAACGCAGCUUUCCUCACGCAUUACAAUCACCUUCCUUUACCUGUCUGUUAAAUAAAGUAGAAGCCUAUGUGCAGUUGAUUUAUGAAUAAAUAUCAUGACUUUUUUGCAA
This is a messenger RNA of Tigriopus californicus, 4511 nucleotides long. RefSeq lists its product as uncharacterized. Lineage: Eukaryota; Metazoa; Arthropoda; Copepoda; Harpacticoida; Harpacticidae. The transcript is spliced from 2 exons. Gene Ontology annotation, molecular function: protein binding. Bases 15 to 4328 code for a protein of 1437 amino acids. Gene Ontology annotation, cellular component: cytoskeleton. The record is from RefSeq and is a predicted model, not a curated record.